CGGGCAGCGCGGAGGAUGAGCUGGUUCAACGCUUCGCAGCUUUCCAGCUUCGCCAAGCAGGCGCUGUCGCAGGCCCAGAAGUCCAUCGACCGGGUGCUGGACAUCCAGGCCGAGGAGAGCCCUUGGCCCGACGCCGUCAUCCCCGACUACGGCGACGGAACAAACUCCCUCAUAAGUGGAGGAUGGGAUACAUCUUCCUGGGGCUUAAGUUCAAAUACAGAACCACAGAACCAGCCUGUAUCACCAACAGCAAUCACUAAGCCAGUGAGGAGGACGGUAGUAGAUGAAUCUGAGAACUUCUUCAGUGCCUUUCUCUCCCCGACGGAGGUUCAGAGUAUCCAGAAGAACUCAGUGGUGUCCAAACCUCCAGCCAAAUCACAGCGACCCAAAGAGGAGGUGAAAAGCACUUUAAAGGAGUCCCAGCACCCCAGUCAGCUGGAAGUACCAGUGACAACAGAGGCAGAAGUGAAGGAUCCCUCUGUAGCUGGCCUAGUGGACUUGAAAAACCUUGAUAUUCCCAAGGAGAAAUUAGAAGAGAAUUCUGUGCUUGAAUCUGAUGCCAAGCAUGAAGAAAGCACAAAUGAAGUUACUGACAAAAAGGUGUCUGCUCUAAAUUUGGAAGUACCUGAAGAUGCUCUUAAUGAAAAAUGCAGCCCAGGAGGGGCUGGGACAGGAGGUGCACCAGGCAGCACCUCCCAGCCUCUCCACACAGGUACAAAGGAAGUGGGUUUGGAAACUAAGGAGCGAAAGACUGAGGACAGGCAAAGCAAUACACCCUCACCUCCAAUUAGCACUUUCUCCUCGGGGACAUCCACAACGAGUGACAUUGAAGUUCUGGACCAUGAAAGUGUCAUAAGUGAGAGCUCAGUAAGUUCAAGACAGGAAGCUGCAGAUUCAAAAUCCAGUCUUCAUCUAAUGCAGACAUCGUUUCAGCUUUUGUCUACAUCGGCCUGCGCAGAUUAUAAUCGUUUAGAUGACUUUCAAAAAAUGACUGAGAGCUGUGGCUCCUCUGAUGCUUUUGAAAGAAUUGAUUCAUUUAGUGUCCAGUCUUUGGAUAGCAGAAGUGUGAGUGAAAUAAAUUCAGAUGAUGAGUUAUCAGGCAGGGCUCCUGCUUCAGCAUCUGUCGCCGUCAGUGCUUCUGCGCCAAAGGCAGAAGUGGUUGAUGCUCUGAAAAAUAAAUCUGAAAACUCGAGUGAUGCUCCUGUUGUACCUGCUGAGGAAGCAGAGAUGGAGGAGAGUGGGAGAAGUGCAACCCCUGUUAAUUCUGAGCAGCCAGAUGUUCUGGUUGCUACUGUGCAAACUGUUGAAGAGCAGAUUGUAAAAGAGGAGACUGAGCCCCAGCAGGAUGCUGUUGAAAAAGUGGUAGAAGAGGACACUGAAAAGCAAGAGCUUAACAAGGUCAUUGAUUCAUUAACUGAGAAGCUGGAGAAGAGGGAAAUACAGUUAUUAAGCACUAGUAAAGAAAAGGCACGCCUGGAAGAAGCUUAUGAUAACCUCAAAGAUGAAAUGUUUAGAAUGAAAGAAGAGAGCAGUAGCCUUUCCUCUCUUAAAGAGGAGUUUGCUCAGAGGAUUGCGGAUGCUGAGAAGAAGCUCCAGCUGGCCUGCAAGGAAAGGGAUGCAGCUAGAAAGGAAGUAAAGACUGUUAAAGAAGAAUUGGCUACUAGACUUAAUAGUAAUGAAACUGCUGAAUUACUGAAAGAAAAAGAAGAGCAAAUCAAAGGAUUAAUGGAGGAAGGAGAAAAGCUUUCCAAACAGCAGCUGCAUAAUUCCAACAUUAUUAAGAAAUUAAGGGCCAAGGAGAAAGAGAGAGAAAAUAUUAAUGCAAAACAGAACAAAAAGAUUAAAGAAUUGGAAGAGGAGUUGCAGCAUUUAAAACAGGUGCUUGAUGGCAAGGAAGACCUGGAGAAGCAGCAUCGAGACAGCAUUAAGCAACUGAACAGUGUUGUAGAGAGACAAGAAAAGGAUCUUACUAAACUUCAGGCAGAAGUGGAAGACCUUGAAGAACGCAACAGAAGUGUCCAGGCAGCACUUGACAGUGCAUACAAGGAACUUGCAGAUCUUCAUAAAGCUAAUGCUACAAAGGACAGUGAGGCACAAGAAGCAGCCCUCAGUCGGGAGAUGAAGGCAAAGGAAGAGCUUGGGUUAGCUCUGGAGAAGGCCCAGGACGAGGCACGGCAGCAGCAAGAGGCUUUGGCAAUUCAGGUGGCAGACCUGAGGCUGGCACUGCAGCGUGCGGAGCAGCAGGCAGCAAGAAAGGAAGACUAUUUACGCCAGGAAAUCAGCGAACUACAGCAGAGACUGCAGGAAGCAGAGAGCCGGAACCAAGAGCUAAGUCAGAGUGUUACAUCUGCCACACGGCCCCUGCUCCGGCAGAUAGAAAAUCUGCAAGCCACACUGGGAGCACAGACCUCUGCUUGGGAAAAAUUGGAAAAGAACCUUUCUGACAGGCUUGGUGAGUCUCAAACUCUUCUAGCAGCAGCUGCUGAGAGAGAACGGGCUGCUACAGAAGAACUUCUUUCUAAUAAAAUUCAGAUGUCUUCUACUGAGUCUCAGAAUAGUCUUUUAAGGCAAGAAAAUACACGCCUUCAGGCUCAGCUAGAAGUGGAGAGGAACAGAUUGAAAAAAAUGGAGAAUGAAAAUAGUAGGUACGAGGUUGAACUAGAAGGACUCAAAGAUGAGUAUGCAAAAACCUUGGAAGAGGCAAAGAAAGAAAAGACAUUGCUAGCUACUCAGCUAGAAAUGGAAAAGAUGAAGGUUGAACAAGAAAGAAAGAAGGCAAUUUUUGUGCAAGAAGCAGCAAAGGAGAAGGAUCGGAAGCCCUUUCCAGUUGACACUGUUUCAAGUACUCCAACGAUGUCACGCUCCAGUUCCAUAAGUGGAGUUGAUAUGGCAGGUCUUCAGACAUCUUUCCUUUCACAGGAUGAUCCUCAUGAUCACUCAUUUGGGCCAGUAGCUACUAGUGGAAGCAAUCUUUAUGAUGCCAUAAGGAUGGGAGCAGGUUCAAGUAUAAUUGAAAACCUCCAAUCACAGCUAAAGUUAAGAGAAGGAGAGAUUUCACAUCUACAGCUGGAAAUCGGAAACCUGGAGAAAACUCGAUCAAUAAUGGCAGAGGAGCUGGUUAAAUUAACAAAUCAAAAUGAUGAACUUGAAGAAAAAGUGAAGGAAAUCCCCAAAUUCCGGGCACAGUUAAAGGAUUUGGAUCAAAGAUACAACACAAUUCUUCAGAUGUAUGGAGAGAAAGCAGAAGAAGCUGAAGAACUCCGACUGGAUCUGGAAGAUGUGAAAAACAUGUACAAGACUCAGAUAGAUGAACUUCUAAAACAAAGACAAACUUAACUCCUACUGGAACUCUGAACACUAUAUGAUAACAGAUGUAAAGAUAAUGGUUUAUGUAAAUGCUGAAUUUAAAAGUCUUGUAAAAAGAUAACUGUAUAAUAGAAGAUGUGACUAUAUAAUAGAGUUCAUAUGUUGACAAAAAAAUCAAUGCUUUAAGUGUCUUGUACUGUCUGCAGUUAAAUUAUUUGUGC
Messenger RNA from Chaetura pelagica (chimney swift), 3527 nucleotides. RefSeq names its product TATA element modulatory factor 1 (gene TMF1). The record is from RefSeq and is a predicted model, not a curated record. Gene Ontology annotation, cellular component: Golgi apparatus; endoplasmic reticulum. The transcript is spliced from 17 exons. Lineage: Eukaryota; Metazoa; Chordata; Aves; Apodiformes; Apodidae. The coding region runs from base 16 to 3336 and encodes 1106 amino acids.